AUGAUCCCGGACGCAAAUAAGAAUAUCAAUCAUUAUUACAAGAUCGAUUUAGAUCAAACUAAAAGACCAAGUGAAAAUUUAUAUCAUUUAUUACACAAGGAUUCAGUAUCGAACAGCAAUUGGAAUCUUAAAAAUAAACCUAGUUUCUGUUCGUUUGUUUCAAGUGUACCAUCAUUAAAUUCGAUCGAAGGAAAUCAAUCUAUUCUAUCGAAAGAAUCUAUAGCAUCAAAUUCUACUACAACCUCCCCUAACCUUAGCACUGCUAACACUGAUACUACUACCACCAACAUAAUCCCCCCUGAUCAAUGUUGUAACCACCAUUAUUUAACGCCAUCUCAGAGAUAUAGAUUAAGAAAGAAUCAGAAUCAAAAACAAUUAAGAAAUUACAUAUAUAACAAAGAUUUAUAUUCAUAUGAGAACAAACAUCAAAACCAAAAGGAACUAGAAGAUCGAUCAGAAGUGGCUCAUUCGUAUGCUUGCAAUAUCGAUAAUGAUAUAGAUGAUUCAAUACUCUGGAAUAUUCCAAAGACCCACUACCCUUAUUUCAACCCUUUGAAUUCAAAGAAUGUUUUAGCCACUGUGACAACUAUACCAGGUAUUAAUAAUGGAAAUGAAUAUCCAUGCAAGGAUGAAAACAAACAAAAAAUCAAUCCUUCUUUUAAUGAGUCGAAAAUUAUAUCUGAUAUGGUCAGUACUCUAUCAAAUCAAUAUACUAUUGAAGUUUCAAAAAAAACACAUGAUCGAGUCAAAGAUAGGUAUCAAAAUAUAAAAAAUUUGCCAAUUGAAAUAAAAGAAUUGAAUUCAAUGGGGUUAGAAGAUAUGAAAUGUGUAUCUUCGAAUAAAUUGAAAUAUUUGAAUCAAGGUAGACCUAUUUGGUUACCACCAAAAACAACUCAUGAGAUUGAAAAAUAUAAGACUGAAAUGAAAAAUUGUAUGGAUACCAUAUAUAAAGAAGAGAUGGUGAGACAUAAAUGGCUAAACGAUUAUAAAUUGUUCAUUGAGAAAAGUUAUGGAAGAUUAUUCAGUUAUAAUAACAGCAGUAGUCAUAGUAAAGUGGGUAGGACAAACUGGAUUCAAAAUAUAAAAUUUCUUAAACAAAUUAUAAAAAAAAUCCCAUUACCAUAUGAAUUAAGGUAUGAUAUAUAUAUGGAUCUAUUAGACAAACCAGAACAUUUUGAAGAUUUCGAUAAAAUUUAUAAUAAAUAUGAAAGGAUUAUUCAAAAUGAUAGCUACCCGUAUGAUAAGUUGUUGGAGAUAAAAGUUUUAAUUCAAGAUAAGAUUGAAAAUAAAAAAAUUUUAACAAUUGAUGAUCAAAAGAUCUUAUCUACAAUAUUUUUCUUACUAAAACUUAAAUCCAUAUCUAAUCAAGGGUUAAUUAAAGGCGAUGAAAUAAUCAUCCAUCAUUUAAUUAAAAUGAAUAAAUUAUCAAUAGAACAAAUAUGGAAUUUAUUACAAAUAAUACAAUAUAAUAUUAACAAUAACAAUAAUAAUAGCAACAACAACAGCAACAAUAAUAAUCUAUAUGAAAAUGAUUAUGAAUGGUAUUGUCUAGAAACACCUAGAAUCAUGAAAUUAUGGGAUACUAGGAAUGACUAUAAAUAUACGUAUUGGUGGGAUAUAAUGGAAAGAAUUGAUAAUAUUGAUCUUUUCUUUUGGAUUCUUGAUACUAUUGUUGUUAUUACUAAAGAUUUUACAAAUAAGACUCGGUUAGCUCCAACACAAAGUUUGAAAUUUAUGAUAUCAUUACCACUGUUAAUUACAAGAGAUUAUCAUUAUGGAUGGGACUCAUUAAGUUUGAUUCAUGAUACAAGUAAGUACAGGUUAUUAUUUCCUGGAGAUGAUUCUACAGAUUUAUUAUACAAAAACUAUCGUUUCAUGUGUAAAUUAUGGGGAUUAGCAAAUACCCUUUAG
Arxiozyma heterogenica is the source of this 1911-nucleotide messenger RNA. RefSeq names its product Sbe2p (gene SBE2). The record is from RefSeq and is a predicted model, not a curated record. NCBI's taxonomy places the organism in Eukaryota, Fungi, Ascomycota, Saccharomycetes, Saccharomycetales, Saccharomycetaceae. The transcript has a single exon. Bases 1 to 1911 code for a protein of 636 amino acids. Gene Ontology annotation, biological process: fungal-type cell wall organization.